AUGGCCGAUAUCUCGUUGCAACGGCGGGCGCCGACUAAGCCGAUCCCCAAAAUAUCUUGGCUCAUGUUUCUAGAGAUGUAUGGAGCAAGGAUGCAUUACGAGGAGAUCCUCGAGCAGGCGAACAUAUGUAUCCGGUCUCAAUUGGUCUACUCAUCGACCAGUUCCAGAAUCGAAGGGCAGUCCACUCAGCAAGAACCCGGGUUUUCUGCUGAGCGCAAUAUAAACAACGCACCUGGGUUUCCUUAUCCUAGAGCCUUUCUAGAUGCCCUCCGAGGAUAUAAUUUGCCAUAUCCCGAACAUGUACAACAGAAUAUUAUCCAGGUACCGGUUGGUGCACGCAUGCCCGAUAAUCACGAUAUCAGAGGGCCCUUGGUCAGUACAACUGACGAAUUAGGAGCAGGCCUCUCCACUAACUGUUUUGGCAUGACAUUUAAUUCAACCGUCGUGUCAGAGUAUCACCUGCAACCGAUCUAUCUAGUGAUAGGGAUAUUUCCUAGGGGCCAUGUCAAUCCGCAAGAGAAAGUGGUGUACGUGCAAGAUCCGAAGGAAUUCCUCUCGCAGCUUCGUUGGGGUUGUGAUUUAGAAAAAGGAACCCACGAAUCCGUAGACCUGGAUAGAGACGGGGUUGCGGAUUUAGUACUACUCCUUGACGCGUAUACGCAUUGGAACAACUCCGACAUCACCGCACUUAUCUGGGCAGAUUGGAUCCAUCAAGUGCUCAAUAAUAGUUCCCACGAUAUACGUAAAGGCUCGUACUCACUCGAGCUUGUUCUGGGCUGGUCAGCGAAGAGAAUCUCAAUUGUCGUCAUGUUACCAGUGCUGUUGAGCUUAGCCGUCGGUAUCUGGCUGAACUCAUCGAAUUGGUAUGACUUGGAUACUGUACAGACCGCUUGGGGAACUGCGUCAUAUAUUGCGACGGCAGGAGGCCUAACCGCCGCUCUGUUGGGUAUUCUAAGCAGUAUUGCAGAUAGAUAGUUGUCUUUAAAGAAAAUUCCAUCUUGGCUCCAGCAACGAUUUCCAGUUUAACCGGGAAAAGGGAAUCAUCGAGGCCAGGUUAGGUACCUAGGUAGCCAGUCAAAAUUGUUAACAUGGAGGGAAGAUUUAUUCUGUUAUAUAUUAGUGGUGUUUAAUUGUUCUCCACUACUAUUUUGGACGUAGUUCAAUAGGCGUUUCGUGAUGACAGGAUAUCGGAUAUUUUUCUUCUAUGCUAGCAUCCUUUACUGUCAUUCGAAUCAAUCAUCCUUAUUAUCAGGUUAUGCCCGUGAUGGAUGUCGUAUACAGAGUGAGUGUCAGGGAUGGUAUGAAGUCUAUUAUAGAGAUCUAGUAACGUCUAGCCUUCUCACCUCCCUUGAGGGAGCCGGCUACCCUAUAUCCCUGACACUUGUAUGGUAGUUAGUAUAAAAGCGUAAACCCGUCUAUUUCCAUAUGUUUAACUCCUGUAGCCCUUUAACUCCGACCAUUACUCAUACAGUUACACCCCUAGAAUGGCUCAAUUGUAUCCUAUUAUUCCCUCCGCGAUGGGGUCUACAGCGCCUUGCAACCAUAGAGUAACCCUUCUGCCGAUAAUUCCAUC
This is a messenger RNA of Daldinia caldariorum, 1573 nucleotides long. RefSeq lists its product as uncharacterized. Bases 1 to 975 code for a protein of 324 amino acids. The transcript is spliced from 3 exons. The record is from RefSeq and is a predicted model, not a curated record. Lineage: Eukaryota; Fungi; Ascomycota; Sordariomycetes; Xylariales; Hypoxylaceae.